This is a messenger RNA of Pieris rapae (cabbage white), 2344 nucleotides long. RefSeq lists its product as uncharacterized. The record is from RefSeq and is a predicted model, not a curated record. The coding region runs from base 743 to 1648 and encodes 301 amino acids. Lineage: Eukaryota; Metazoa; Arthropoda; Insecta; Lepidoptera; Pieridae. The transcript is spliced from 2 exons.
CAUGGCCCCGGGGACUGGAGCCAGGGGCCAUGGAGGUCCAAACCUUCGAUCAAGAAGGCUUGGAAGAUAGUGCGAAAAUACCGGCGGGCCACGCCCUGACUACGGACAAAGGAAAAAUCCUAGACUGUGCGAUGGAUGAGACAAUAUUCAGUAAAGCGUUUGCGUGCAGUGAACAAUUAAAAUAAAAUAAUUAAUAGCAAUUAAAUAAUUGCUUUUAAUUAUUUUAUUCAAUUAAAUAAUUGCUAUAAAAUAAUUAAUAGCAAUGAUGUUGGACUAAAGAAAAUUAUCUGGCAGGGCAGAGACAAAGAGCUUGGCAUAGUGAAGUGUUAUCAUUGUAAUAGCGAACUUAAACUAGGACCGGUGUCAUGGGGCUCAUCCCAAAUGAAUACGCCAGAGCUUAAGUGUGACAAUUGUAAAAAUGUGACAAUAGUGAAAGCAGUGAUAGCGAUCUCGAUAAAACCCACGGCCCAUUCCAUACUGCCGGUGGCUGAAAUAACUAUCAUAACUGCUUCGCAGAACUCUCUAGUGGCGGCUGAGCGAAAAUGUAGUAACUGUGGCAGAAUAAAAUUAUUUAAUAUAAUUAGCUUGUUGGACAUCGGACACGAUCUCCAAAGAGAUCUACAAGUGUUGGAGUUGUGAAAAAGUAGCCUCGGUGAGAAUAAACCCGAAAAAUACUGUGGCUAAAUCGAACAAAAAGAAUCGACGUGGCAACCGCAGUGGCGCGAAAAUCCAGCCAACGCCCAUGAUUGCGAGACAUGACGCAACACUCGGGCCGCGUGGUGGGGGAGUCUCGACGUUUGCACACGGCACCAUCGCGCCUGCGCGCGUCACCAUUGGUAGUGGGGAUAAAGUAUCAGGGUCACAGACCGACGCGGGAGAUAUCGCGAGGCGUACGCCCCGCCCACAGUCUAGCGGUGGGGAGAACGCGUACCAGGCAAACACGGACUAUGUGACUGUUGCCAAGCGAAACGGGGUCAAGCUUACCGCGAACCAACAAACGCUACAGCGCAUCGAGAAAUCAAUACAAUGGGCGAAAACACAACAAAGCAAAUCUUUGCAACACAAUUUCGUCUCGGAAAAUAGAUUCAAUGCACUACAAAUCGAAGAGGUGAAGGAAUCGACAUCUCAACCGGUAACGCAGCAAUCGCCGAGUACGAAUGGAAGCCCGGAUUUGCAAACGAGGAAGCAAGGUAGACCCAACUCACCACCGACAGCUUUGCCGAAUAAAAAGGCGAAACAAAUAAUCAACAAUGCGCCGGCGAUCAUAGUUCGCGACGCGAAUAUCACUGCAAGUCAGGCAAAAAUUACGGAAAUAAGGAAUAUUGUCACCAAGGCGAAAUCAAAAUUAUCCGUAUUCAAGAGUCAGAUAAUCAUACAGCCGGCUGAUGUAGAAGCACGCAGAGGGAUACUGGAAGAACUUCGCACGAGCAUCACUCCCGAGAGAGUAAUUGCACCAAAACCAAAGUCCGAAAGGAUUUUGACAACGAAGGUGGUGUUCAAAAAUGAUGUAUACGGAGAAUCGGACACCGACAUCGCUACGGAGGUGAGAGAUGCAUUGACAUCAAACCAAUAUCAGCCAAGAGACUGGGAAACAACAGAACCACGCUACUGGUCUUCAGCAAGGAGAUCUCACCGGAGCGCAUCAUAAAUGCAUUCGAAACGACAUGACACAGGACGCAAGAAAAUCUUUUUGUCUUUGAUGUGUUCCCAAUUCCCAGUGCGAUUUAAAAAUGAUGUUCCUCUUUUCAGAAGAAACUUUAGUGGAACACUAUAGUCGGCAUUUGUUAGUGCAAGGAGGAAGAAUUGAUUUAAUUUAGAACUCUUUGUUAUAUACUCUAGUCCACUAUUCUUUAAACGCUUCAAUGUAACUUGUUUCCACUCAUUCAUAUUUCUUUGACGUUUUCUAGACCAUUUUUUAUUCGAUUCUAGCACAACAUUAUCCUCAUUUGUGCGGAAAGUUUAUUCUGUUUAAAUAUUACCUUCAUCAUUUUGAAAGUCAACCAUAUUAGGCUGAGGAGAACUGGUGCUGGAACUAGAAUAGCUACUGCUGGAACUGGAUGAGCUGCUGCUGGUACUAGAAGAACUGGACAAGUUUCUGGGUUAAGAAGAUCUACUGUUGCGUUCAAUGACAAUGACUUGGAGGCUUAUGUUCUGAACCUUCUGAUGGUGAAAAAUCUUCAUUAUUUGAGGAAUCGGAAGCCUUGUUACCUUAAAAGUUAAAACAUAAAUAUUAAUUUAAUCAGUAAUUUACAAUAGCAAGUAAAACAGUAUUAGCUUCUAAUUGAUUCAAUUACCAUCUUUGUAGUUUGUCAAUUAAUAUGAAUAAUAAACCACUACAUUAAUA